GGAGUAGCGUCUGACGUCUACUGUGUAGUCAGCUGCAACCUCAUAGUGUUAUGUAAAUUUGUGUGUGACAUUCUUCAGGUAAUUUAUAAGCGUUUAUAAACAGCAAGCAGGAAUAAGUGAAGAAAUGUGUUUCACUGUAGAACUGAAGCCAUGGACCAGGAGCCAACUAUGUGGAUAAAAAAAGAGGGAACGGAUGAAGUACAAACUGAGUUAUGCUUCAUGGCCCAAGUUUACCCAUGCAGCAUGAAUGUAAAAGAAGAGUUGGAGAAGGGCGUGAAUAAAAAGUCUGUUGAACAUCCAUUGGGAAUAUCUUGGCCCAAUGAUUUUAUCAAGGAGGAUCCUGAAUUAAAUAUAACUGAGAAUACUUCUGUUAAAAAUCCAUUGGGAAUAUCUUGGUCCACUGAUUUUAUCAAGGAGGAUCCUGAAUUUAAUUUGGAAAUGAAUAUAACUGGGAAUAUUUCUGGGCUGGUGAACAGUUUCUGUUAAGCCUGCGCAAGUUUUGACAGUAGUUGAACUGAAGUCUCUGGGCAGCCAACCAGUUGUGCGACUUAAGUUCUCUAAAAUUGUAUGGACGAUAUGAUUUUGAGCAAAAUUUGAGGAUUUUCACAUUUUCUCAUUGUUGUAUGUUUUGUGACUG
Schistocerca piceifrons (Central American locust) is the source of this 637-nucleotide messenger RNA. RefSeq lists its product as uncharacterized. The record is from RefSeq and is a predicted model, not a curated record. Lineage: Eukaryota; Metazoa; Arthropoda; Insecta; Orthoptera; Acrididae. The coding region runs from base 151 to 486 and encodes 111 amino acids. The transcript has 6 exons.